This is a messenger RNA of Symbiodinium sp. CCMP2592, 1722 nucleotides long. The record is from the annotation of a GenBank genome assembly. NCBI's taxonomy places the organism in Eukaryota, Dinophyceae, Suessiales, Symbiodiniaceae.
AUGGACCAAGUUGGGCAAGCGAGGUGGGAUCAAAGUUUAACAUGCAAAGGCGGACCGAAGCAUCACCACUUGGAGCCGCUUGAUGCAAUCCCCACUCCAACGAUCCGCAGAGCACUGUACCGUUUAUUACUGGCCAAUCGUGCGCUGUGGAGCCUCCUCCCAUCCAACGAUCUGUGCCGAGGCGAUGCAGGGGCGAAGACCCUGGCCGCGGCAGUCUCGAGCGUCACGAAGAUGGAGGAGGUGUCCCUGAACCUGCAGAUGUGUGACCUAGGCGCGGAGGGUGCCGGUGCCCUCGCCAGCUCCAUCGGCAUGCUGGAGAAGAUGCAGAAGCUCAGCCUGAACCUGAAGGGCAACAAUCUCUGCGAUGCAGGGGCGAAGACCCUGGCCGCGGCAGUCUCGAGCGUCAAGAAGAUGGAGGAGGUGUCCCUGAACCUGGAGAUGUGUGACCUAGGCGAGGAGGGCUUGCUCUCCUUGCUGGAGGCGGGCCACAACAGCUUGUGUGCAAGUUCUCGGCCUCCCAAGCCCCUGCUUCCGGUCGAGUGUCGAUGCCUCUGGGAUUCUUUUGUUUUCUUGAUCCUGAUGCUCUCGGGAGUCCCGCAGGCCCUCCGAGCGACCAGCCCAGCGUCGACCCAGCUCGACCUCGGCGAAAGCGACAUCGGAAAGAAGGGCGUCUUCGCGCUGGCCAGGGCCCUCCGUUCCGGGGAGGCGGGGCCUUCCGAGGCGCUGCAGAAGAGAGAUCCCGACAUUGUUUCUUCUGUGCCACACUUCUUCUCUCUCUUCUGCGUCCCUGUUUGCAAUCAGGUGAAGGGCCGGGUCACUCAUCCGGUGGUGGAGUUCUUGGCCGAGUUGGAGGCUCGCGCUAUUUCUUCGAAGUGUGGUAAGUUCUUCAUUUUCCCGGGGUCCGCCGAAAGUAGUGCUGAGGGUUGUUGCCCGUCGGCCAUGCCUCUGCCAGGGAUCUCAGCGAGGAGCCUUGGGGCAAAGUAUCUUCCAAAGAGCCGGAAUUCCCAACCCUGGAAAUCGGAAGCCCUUCCAACCCGAGCCACCUUUGCUCGGCACGCCCGCUCGUUUCCCUGCGCGUCAUGGGCUCUCUUCGGGCAGCGCCCGGGGGUGCGGGCAGCCACGGCCGCCGCCGCCGUGCAGGACAGAGAAUUCAAAGAGUUCGAGGAAGCGCAGAAGCUGAAGCUCGACCUCAGCGCCUACAGCCGGCGGCUCAGCUCCGGAGCCGAGGCACCGCCCAUGGCCCUCUUCCGAGGCGAAGCCGAAGCCGAGAGGUUCCGGCGGCUCUUCGGACCGCUCUGCCGGGCGCUGCCUAAGCUCCCGGAGCCGCUGCGAGAGCUGGAGCUCAAACUCAGCGGCCAACGCGACUUCGGCGCUGCCGGGGCCCGGGCCCUGGCCGCGGGCCUCCGCGAACAAAAGGAGCUGCAGACGCUGGUGUUGUGGCUGGGUGGCAACUCCGUGGGCGAGGAGGGCACAGAGGCCUUGGCCUCCGCCCUCCGCGAGCUGACGCAGUUGAAGACGCUCGUGUUGUACAUGAACAACAACCGCAUCGGCUCUGCCGGAGCCACCGCACUGGUGGAGAGUUUGCGGGAGCUGCGGCAGCUCACAAACCUCCAAGUUGAUCUGCAAAUCAACGGGCUCAGCCCGGGCGAGGAGGUGCAGCAGAAGCUCCGGGCCGCCUUCGAUUCACUGCCGAUGGUGGGCGAGAAGAAGAUUUUCCUUUGA